AUGUCUCCCACUGCAGCCCUGCGCAAGCUAUUUCUCAUCAGCCUAGUCUCGACGGCUUAUGCAGCCGCCACUCGCUAUAAUGUCCCUCUACCUGAGGGCGCCACGGUCCUGGACACCGAAAAUGACCUCCGAGAAUUCGUUACCUCCCACCCGGAUGUCGAUCUCGAGACUGCGAACGGAGGCUACACCAUCCAACAGCCUAAUGGCCUAGUGCUGGCUUAUGUUGGGGACAGUCUCAGCAAAGACCUGGACGAACGUAUGAAGUCUUUGGAGCUUUAUGAAAAUCUCUUGGCGGAGAAAGGCAUGCAAGUGUGA
Monascus purpureus is the source of this 315-nucleotide messenger RNA. The record is from the annotation of a GenBank genome assembly. Lineage: Eukaryota; Fungi; Ascomycota; Eurotiomycetes; Eurotiales; Aspergillaceae.